Messenger RNA from Sclerotinia sclerotiorum 1980 UF-70, 549 nucleotides. RefSeq lists its product as hypothetical. The coding region runs from base 1 to 549 and encodes 182 amino acids. The transcript has a single exon. The record is from RefSeq and is a predicted model, not a curated record. NCBI's taxonomy places the organism in Eukaryota, Fungi, Ascomycota, Leotiomycetes, Helotiales, Sclerotiniaceae.
AUGCCCAGGAAUGAUGGUAGUUACGAUAUUAUCGUCGAAGGAGUUUCUCGUUUUAGGGUUGUGCAGCAUGAAAUGUACCAACUUUAUCCAAUUGGCAAGGUUGAAUGGCUGUAUGAUAUUGGUGUUGCCGCAGAGGAAGCCCUUGAAAUUCGUGAAACUGUUCCCCCUCCGGCGAUUAUUACCACGCAUCUGAACGAAGAUGACUUUCUCGACAACCAGAUCCCAGAUAAUUUGACCGUCCAAGAUCUUGAUACGAUGUCUACCGCGAACAUCUUCAAAGUAUCUAUAAAUUUUUACUUAGCGAUGGAGAGGGAUUCGACAGAGGAAGAUCUGAAGAGAAAUCGGGUGCGGUAUGGGCCUAUUCCGCGGGAUUCAAAAUAUUUAUGGGACCCAGUGAAGUUUCCUUGGUGGCUUACGACUGCGCUUGAUAUCUCAGACGCCGAGAAAUGUAAGAUGUUGAAAGAAACAAGCAUCAGAGGGAGGCUAAAACUAUGCGCCAAAUGGGCGCUCGAAGGAAAACAGUUUCAACAACGUAGGGAUGUUUGGUAA